Gekko japonicus is the source of this 2528-nucleotide messenger RNA. It is a transcript of the gene CEP68, whose product is annotated as centrosomal protein 68kDa. NCBI's taxonomy places the organism in Eukaryota, Metazoa, Chordata, Lepidosauria, Squamata, Gekkonidae. Gene Ontology annotation, molecular function: protein binding. The record is from RefSeq and is a predicted model, not a curated record. The transcript has 6 exons. Bases 1 to 2256 code for a protein of 751 amino acids.
AUGGCACUGGAUACAGAAAAAUCUCCUCUUGAUGCUCCAUUGAGUGUGAGAGCCAAGGGCUAUGGUAGGUGGAACUACAGUGAGAUCGAGUGGGACGAUCCCGAAUUAGUGAGGAAGGUUCAUCAGUUCUCUGAUACGGUGGAUGAAAAACCCUUGCCUGAAGGAACUGAGGGCAAAAAGCCCGUAGCUGUAAAAGGUGCCAGUCGCACCAUUCCUGCCCUUUCCCCGAAGAAUCCAAACCACCAUAAAGCAUCUUUAAUGCCUCCUAACAGGUUUUGCGAGAGAAAAGCGAAAUACGUGGAGAGAAAGCCGCUAUUCAGCCAGACCGCUUGCGUCAACGAUGUACUUCCUGAUUUUAGCAGACUCGGUUUAUACCCCAAAGACCAGCAGAUAAAAACGGCCGAGUGCUCAAACUCUACACAGCUGCUUCCAGUUGCAUCGGAACCCCCCGUGGUUCUUCCAAGGUCCCCCAUGGAUUCUAAAGGUUACAGCACCUCCGUUGAAUCCCUCCAUAGCCUUAAGGCUGACUGUAAGAGCCAGAUAGCAUUCCCAUAUUCAUCCACUCCCAAACCUUUGCCUGGGAAAAGAGCGUCCCCUUUGGAUGCCUCGAUGCCGUUAUUCCCGACAACUAGCCUGUCCCCCGAACUGUCUGAGGAUAGUGAUUUUGAGCAGCAUGAACCGACAAGGCCGAAAAGCUACUUGGCCUCUGGGGCUCUUUCAUCCUCUGAAGUGUUUCCUUCUUGGCGUCUGCACAGACUGUCUGACCCCAAAGACAUCUCUGUGAUGGGCACACGCAAGCAAAUGACUGCGGAUGGCUGUCCACCGACCGGGCAAGUAAGGAAGAUGUCUUCCUUCCAGGCGGAUUAUUGGGCGUGUGCAAUACCGGAUUGCCUUCCGCCAUCGCCAGACCGCCAGUCCCCCCACUGGGACCCCAAUAAAGAGUACGAGGACUUGCUUGAUUAUACCUAUCCGAUCAGGCCGAAAUACAAACUUGCCAAGGAUCUCAAGUAUGGAAUACGUGAUUCCUCCAUCCACGAUUCGGGGAUCGACCUCGACAGCCUUUCCGUUUCACCCGAGAGUACCUUGAAGUCCACGAGUGUGCCGGGCCCAGAACAUCGGACUACGGGGGACCAGACCGUGCAGAGUUUUCGGACCCCCUUGUCGAAAAAGCCCAAAUGUUCGGCUCCAGUGUCUCACUACGGACUUUCUCCAAUUGGGAAAGUAUCCUUUGCAGAUGGCAGUCCUAUUGGUAGAACCAUUUUUUCUAGCGAGCUGGCGCCGGGACCCAGUUCGUCUGAUUCAACCAACAUAGGGAAGCAACGCUGGGAGGCGAGAUAUAACAACUGUAAUACAAGGGACACCAACGAGCAUGACUGUGUGUUAAGGAGAGCAGCUGUCGGUACCUUCCUACGCUCCACAAGAAUGUUGUCUUUACAGCCUGAUUGUUGUAGUGACGAGGAGUAUCUCCCCCUUCCGCCGCGACUCAAGGAGUUAGAGAGGUUGGCUCAGCAGCUGACGGAUCUCUCGCUAAUGAUCAGGCAACCCGAAGAAGACGAUGGCUUCCCAUCUGUCGGCGGGAAUGGAGAGCACCUCCCACUGGAGGUUUGUGGAUGUGACGGCAGCCAGCAAGAAACAGACUGUUACUCUCGUCGUGCGGAUAGCUCCCGGGAAUGCAGUGAAGAGGACUUGCUGAGCAACCAGGGCUGUGAGGACUGUGCGAACGCGCACGGAGAGACUACCAGCACUGACGCGAGGGAUUUUGUAGGGACAGAAUGCUUCGAGACGGGAAGCGAGCGUGAGAAGGAGGAGGAGGGCUAUGACAGGGACUCUCUUGCGCAUCAUAUUAAGGUGUUUUGCUGUCGACUAGAAGAGCUGAUCCGUUGGCUGCACAAGAUAGCGGAAAUCACCGACAACUGGAUACCGCCCAGGCCCGAUGUUGAAAGUGUGAAGGCGUCGUUACAAAGAUACCUGGCAUUUAAAAAAGACCUAGCCGGACACCAAGCGCUGACAGAAGGCGUCCUGCAAGACGGUGAAAGGCUUCUUAAGAGUAUGGCAUCCAGCUCACCUGUUCUCCAGCGAACCCUCAGUUUGAUUGCAAAACAAUCCAGCGAGCUUGAAAGCAACGCCAACCGCUUGUACGAGUCGAUCCUGGGAGCUCUGGACACUUUGGAUGCCGGCCUGCGGAAGAGCCGUGUCAGUCAACAGGCAGCUGGCCCGACUGAGUCGUCAAAAUGGUUAAUGUCAGCCACGCUUUAAACCGAGCAAAGGGGCUGCUUCGAUACAGAAGUGGCCGAAAUGGAACACGGGGCUUUCCGAAGUUGGAACAGCUUGUCCUUUCCCCCAAGGCCGAUAUGGAAACUGACACCGUUACGCUGAAUUUUAAGGGAAGGAACGGCAGGAACCGGUUUUCGACCAGACAGCAACGUGCCAAGAAUAUGGAAGCAGAAAGUUUUCACAGAACUGCCUCAGCACUGGAUUUAUAAAUAUAUAUAUUUUACGAGCCUUCGUUUGUACGUUCCCAGUGCUCG